UCCUCGUUUUCGCGGUGAUCUGAUGUUCUUGUGCCUUGGCAAUGCGAAGAAGAGGUUGCCCUUGUUCUCAUCCUUCCCCUUCUCAUCCUCCUCCAUCGAUCGCAUCACCACCAAGCUCCGCCCUUUCCCGGACUACUCCCCGAGAAAACCCACCAUCAACGACGCCGACCUUGUCCGAGACCUCACCACCGCCCUCAAGCAACGCCGUUCGGAACCCCUCCGCCGCAUCCUCGCCCCUUUCGCCCAGCGCUUCCGCCCCGAUCAUCUCCUUUGGGCUUUCUCUUACCUCCGCUCCGAUCUCCCCCUUGCGCUCUCUCUCCUCCACUGGUGUCGCUCCCGCAGGCAUCCCAUCCCUGCUGAGGCCCUCGCCAUUGCUUCCCACCUCUCCGUUGCCUCGAGGAAUCUCGAGUUUGCUCUCCAGUUGCUCCGCGAGGGCCUCCAGUCUCACAGUCGUUUCGUCGAACAGGUAAUCUACACCUACAAGCACUGGUCCUCUAACCCUUGUGUCUUUGAUUUGCUAUUCCGAGCAUUCGUCGACGCCGGGAAGCUCUCCGAAUCCCGUUCCCUCUUCUUUCAUCUCCUCACCUAUGGGAUCACCAUCUCCACCGACUCCUGUAAUGCCCUUCUCUCCCGCCUCCCAGUUGAUGACAUCCAGGCUGCUUUCACAGAGUUCCCUGAAUCUGGCCUUAGGUGGAAUGUGGUAUCGUAUAAUAUCCUGAUCCACAGCUUGUGCCAGGUUCGGAAAUUAGAAGAAGCUCAUGGGUUUCUUGUAAAGAUGGAAGAGAAAGAUGGUGUUUUGCCGGAUGUCAUUACUUAUAGCACUCUCAUUGAUGGGUACUGCAAAUCUGGGGAGCUUCAGGAGGCUCUGAAGCUGUUUUCAGAGAUGAGCAGCAAGGGACUGAAUCCAAACUCAUUUACUUACAAUAGUUUGAUCACUUUGCUGUGUCAUGAUGGUAAUGUAGUCGAAGCAGAAAGAUUGUUCAUGCAAAUGUUGAGUUAUGGGAUAGCUCCGGAUGCAGCUGUGUAUACUAGUUUAAUUAAUGGCUAUUCAAAGAAAGGCAAUUUGUUUGCUAUGCAUAGGCUAUUUACUGAAAUGAAGACUGCUGGACAUGCCCCUGAUGCUGUAACUUACACUGUUUUGAUAAGUGGAUUUGCUCAAAUGGGAAAGAUGCUUGAAGCAAAUGAGAUGUUUGUAGAGAUGCUCAGUAAAGGGUUAACCCCGGAUGAAGUGACAUAUUCAGCACUAAUCGCGGGCUAUUGCAAGGAAGGAAAGAUGGAGAAGGCCUUUCGUCUCCAUAAUGAGAUGCUUCAUGGUGGUUUACUACCCAAUGUUGUGACAUACACAACACUCUGUGAUGGUCUUUGUAAACAAGGGCAGGUGGAAGCUGCAAAUGAACUUUUGCACGAGAUGUGCGGGAAGGGUCUGGUGUUAAAUGUUUGUACUUUCAAUUCUUUGAUCAAUGGGCUUUGCAAAGCUGGCAACAUGGAUCAGGCUGUGAAGAUCAUGAGAGACAUGGAGGCUGCAGGACUUGCUCCCGAUAUCUAUACGUAUACCACUUUGAUGGAUGCAUAUUGUAAGUCUCAUGAUAUGGAUCAAGCUCGUCUUCUUCUCAAAGAGAUGCUUGAUAAAGGAUUGCAACCCAAUGUGGUGACUUUUAAUGUUCUAAUGAAUGGGUUUUGUGUUUUGGGGAUGCUAGAAGAUGGAAAGAUGCUUCUGAAAUGGAUGCUGGAAAAGAAUAUAAGACCAAAUGCCACUACAUAUAACACACUCAUGAAACACUACUCCAUUGAUAAGAAUAUGAAAGCUACUUCAGAAACCUAUAAAGGGAUGCUUGCACUUGGGCUUAUGCCAGAUGAGAAUACUUACAACAUUUUGAUUACUGGACAUUGCAAGUCAAGAAAUAUGAAGGAGGCUUGUUAUUAUUACAGUGAAAUGGUUAGCAAGGGGUUUAACCUCAGAAAGAGUUCUUAUAAUGCACUGAUCAAGUUGCUCUUCCGUAAAAAGAAAUUGCAGGAAGCAACUAGACUGUUUGAAGAAAUGAGGGCUAUGAAAUUUGUUGCUGAUAAGGAAGUAUAUAGCAUAUUUAUCGAUGUCAACUAUAAUGAGAAGAAUGUACAGGCCGUCCUUGAGCUUUGUGAUGAAGUGGUUGAAAAGUGCUAUGUUGAAGAAAAAUAACUUUUUGCCUAAAGAAGACUACAUUUCGUCUAAUAUUGAAUCAGUGGAACCAGGAUUUUUCCAUUUUAAUACUGGACUUGUGAUCUUUCAAAGUUUACAAAACCAUAAUGGUUUCAUCCAUUAUGCCUUUGUCAUUGAAAAGCUAGGUUGUCAAAAUCACACUGAAACUUCUAAAUGCAGAGAGUCAUUGUGACGGAGAAGAGUUUUCACUAUUUGGCCAUGCUGCUUGUGCUGCUUGUGUACCUUUCAAAUUUCCUUAUCCAAGCAUCAAGAUAAUCAAGAGAAUUGCUGCCAAACUUUCAUCUAUUCGGAAAGAGCUGCACUUCAACUGAGAGCCAUAUUCUUCUGAUCUAUGGGAUUGAGUUGAAUGAAAUUUUCAAGUUAGAUUUUGCAAAAGAUCCUCUUCCUCUCUGUAUUUGGGAAGCACUCUUCAACUAUUCACACAGUUGAGUUCUCAUCCUAAUGAAGCAAUCAAAAAACAAUUAGAGGGGCUAUUGUUGGUGCACACAAAACUAUCACAUGGUUUAUUGUGUCUCCUGCACGAUUUGGAUAAAGUGCUUGUGAAGGGGAGAGUCACAAACAGCUUCAACACUUAUUAGACAACGUGGUGCUAGAGCUCUCUUUGUUUACUUGUCAUUUUUCAUAUUUUUAAUUGUUUAUUUGUCUAUAACAUUGCGUGUUAUGUUUAACCCUUCAGUAAGUUGAAUCUCUUUGUUUUUUUUUAAGUCCAGUAUAACUUCCAUGGGAAGUAGGUGCAUGAUGAUCAGCUUGUAAUAAUCGUACCACGGAUGAUUAUUGUUCUUCAGGAAGCUCAAUGACUUAGCACCUUCAUUCUGGAAUGCAGAUGUAAUGGGGUGCAGUAGUUUGCUAAAAGAUGAAGCUGCACAGAUUGGUAAAAGUUCUACCUGUAGUUAUGCUGAAGAUCUCGACUUCUCCUGUGGGGGUAAAUACGAGAUGUAUUAUGCCCAUUUGAUGAAUUACUUGGGAGCAUCGCAUCAAAAAUAGUCAUCUAUAUCUAUGAGGAAGCUCUGAGUCUGACAUUACUUCAUCGUCUGGUCUUCCCGGAACUGGUUUUGUGAAGCAAAAUUCAAUGUUAUGUUAUUUAAAAAUCUUAGAUAUCACUUGACCUUCCUGAAGCAUCAAUCUGGUUAUCAAUGAAGUGAAGAGUGAUGUGGUUAACUUUGAAUAGGAAUUUCUUGAAUGUAGCUUAGAACAGUGAGAGGACUGUAACGAAAUUAACUGUAAUUUAGAUUCUUUUGAUUUGAACAACAGAAAGAGGAAGAAGCACAGAAGUAAC
Molecule: messenger RNA, 3473 nt
Organism: Dioscorea cayenensis subsp. rotundata (Guinea yam)
Lineage: Eukaryota; Viridiplantae; Streptophyta; Magnoliopsida; Dioscoreales; Dioscoreaceae
Product: pentatricopeptide repeat-containing protein At1g05670, mitochondrial-like
Molecular function (GO): protein binding
Source: RefSeq, a predicted model, not a curated record